GGCGGGGGGCGGGGGGCGCGGGGCGGACGCCACGCCGCUUAAUUUUACGAAAUUAAUUGAUCUGCGAGAGUUCUGUCCAUCUCCCUGAUCGAUCGGAAACUCGCGAUUUCAGCUCGGAUUUUCUGAAUAAGGAUAACACAAACAUUCAGAUUCCUCGUGGCCCGAGAUCUCCGAUGCGAGAUAUCCGGGCUAUGGGCCAAUGGCCACCGGUGCUGCUCUAGUUUCAGGAUGCGUCCUUCCAGCCCGCCCGGCUCGCGCGAAUCAUCUUAAUAGCAGGAUCCAGGCCAGUAGAUCUCGUCAAUUUAAUCGGAAUCGUGGUAGACCUCGUCUUCGCUGCUCAGAUACAGGCCACUUGUUCGGCUGUGCGCAUGCUCGUGGCCAUCUUACAGUUGCCCAUGCUGAAGGUUAUCCAGUCAUGGGUGGGACAAAUGAUGCAAGCCCUUCAUCUAAACUUCAUACAAGGCUGAGACUUUGGGAGUUUCCUGACAGCUAUGUAUUUGAACCAAUUGAUGGCCUUGCUGACUUGUACUUGUCAGUUAGCCGAGCCAAUGGAACAAUGAAUCUGGUUGAAGCGUUGCCACCACGUGGAUCAUCAACCCCUAAAGUUCAAACAGUUUAUGGUGUGAUAGGAGUGCUCAAACUUGCAGUUGGAUCAUAUUUUCUGGUGAUCACAGACCGUGAUUGUGUGGGAUCCUACUUGGGACAUGCAAUUUUUAAAGUGACAGGACUAAAGGUUCUUCCCUGCAAUAAUGCACUUAACACAACUUCUGCUGAACAGAAAAAAAUGGAAACUGAAUUCUCGGAACUCCUGGAUGCUGCAGAGAGGACUAUUGGCCUUCACUUCUCCUAUGAUAUCAACUUAACACUCUCUGCACAGAGGCUACAUGAUCUUGGUGAUGAGUACAAAUCACUUCCCCUUUGGAGACAGGCAGAACCAAGAUUUCUAUGGAACAGUUACUUGUUGGAACCUCUAAUUGAGAACAGGCUGAACCAGUACUUAUUGCCAGUAAUUCAAGGCAGUUUUCAAAACAUCCAUGCAGAAGUUGGGUCAGAAAAGGUAAAUGUGACCCUGAUUGCACGUAGGUGCACACGGAGGAUAGGUACUCGGAUGUGGAGACGAGGAGCUGAUGCAGAGGGUUAUGCUGCAAACUUUGUUGAAUCAGAGCAGAUAAUGCAGUCAAAAGGAUUUACAGCAUCGUAUGUACAAGUUCGAGGUUCUAUGCCAUUCUUGUGGGAGCAGAUUGUUGAUUUGACAUAUAAACCUAGCUUUGACAUUGUUAGACAAGAGGAGGCGCCUCGUGUGCUUGAGCGGCACUUUCAUGAUUUGCAAAAGAAAUAUGGAGCUGUCUUGGCUGUUGAUCUUGUCAAUACAGGUGGAGGUGAAGGUCGUCUCCGUGAAAGAUAUGCAAAAUCUAUCGAACCUAUUCUCAGUGAAGAUUUAAGAUAUGUGCACUUUGACUUCCACCGAGUUUGCGGACACGUUCACUUUGAACGCCUUUCUCAGCUGUAUGAUCAGAUCAAGGACUAUCUUAGGAAACAUAGGUACUUCCUUAUAAAUGAUAAAGACGAGAAAAUUGAGGAGCAGACUGGCACUGUCAGAACAAAUUGCAUAGACUGUUUGGAUCGCACCAAUGUGACUCAGAGCAUGAUUGGGAGAAAAAUUCUGGAGAGCCAACUCCAACGAAUAGAAGUUCUUGGUGUUGAUGAUACAAUAAGCAAUCAUCCAGCCUUUGACACAAACUACAAAAUAUUGUGGGCAAAUCAUGGAGAUGCAAUAAGCAUUCAGUACUCUGGAACUCCUGCUCUGAAGGGAGAUUUUGUUCGGUAUGGAAAGCGAACUACUCAGGGAAUUCUGAAUGAUUUGCGGAAUGCACUUGGUAGAUACUACUUGAAUAACUUUGUUGAUGGGACUAAGCAGGAUGCCAUGGACCUUCUUCAAGGACAUUACAUGACAUCUGUUAGUCGAGACAUGGCAGUGCCAAGAAAAGGAGGACUUCUAGAGAAUUAUGCGUCCUUUCGCCUUGCUUUUGCAUUGGUUAUGGGAGUUAUGAUGUUCAUGAUGAUGUCCCUAAGACAUGAAAGAAGCAUUUGCUGUCUGUUUUCAAUCCACACUUAAUCCAUGCAUUAAGUAAAGGAAAUUUUCCAUGAAGUGUUCCAUUUUGUUUCAUCCCUUUGGAAAAGAGCUUUACUAUUUAAUUCUACCUUAAUGUUUUGUUUGUGCAGUGCGUCUGAGUAUUAAAAUCUAAAUGCAGCCAAUGGGAAAACACUUGCACACAUUUAUAUUUUAUUGCUUCUAUCAUUAUUCAACGUAAUGGGUAUGGUCAAAUUGAUGAAAUGCCAGUCAACAUGGCAAAAUUUAUUGUGUGUUUAUAGCGCCCAUGAAAUCAGCCUUGAGAUGUAAUCUGCGUUGGUUUUGGCAUUUAGGAGAUGUGGCUAACAGCUGUGAAGUUGAGGAUGAAAAACUAGACUGCAUCAAUAUUGAUCUUUUUUCGUACUAUUUUAAUGUUUAAACACCCAAAAUUCGUAAAGCCAAAAUCUAUAAUAAAUGUUGUAAAAGUUCUAGCUAUUGUAAUAUGUAUUAACCUUUAAGUACUGAGGCAGACUAUAUUGGCUAAUCGAAAUUG
Messenger RNA from Setaria italica (foxtail millet), 2624 nucleotides. Its product is annotated as phosphoinositide phosphatase SAC7. The transcript is spliced from 20 exons. Gene Ontology annotation, cellular component: endoplasmic reticulum. Gene Ontology annotation, molecular function: phosphatidylinositol-4-phosphate phosphatase activity. The record is from RefSeq and is a predicted model, not a curated record. Gene Ontology annotation, biological process: phosphatidylinositol dephosphorylation. The coding region runs from base 200 to 2116 and encodes 638 amino acids. NCBI's taxonomy places the organism in Eukaryota, Viridiplantae, Streptophyta, Magnoliopsida, Poales, Poaceae.